AUGAAAUGGUAUUCACGUAAAACGUGUGCAAAAAACCGAAGAGGAAGACACACAACACCUGAGAGGAUGGAUAUGCAAAACAGGCCGGGAGGGAAGACAGGGGGCGGAGGCGUCGCCUCCUGGUCUGAGACCAAUCGCGACCGACGCGAACGACUGCGACAAUUGGCGUUAGAGACGAUCGAUUUGGCGAAAGACCCGUACUUCAUGAAGAACCACCUUGGUAGUUACGAGUGCAAACUGUGCCUCACUCUGCACAACAACGAGGGCUCAUACCUGGCGCACACUCAGGGCAAGAAACACCAGAGCAAUCUCGCCCGACGCGCCGCCAAAGAUGCCAAAGACUCGCCCGCAUUGCCCGCACCCGCGAAGGCCAGGGUUGACAUCAAGAAGUUCGUCAAAAUCGGAAGACCCGGCUAUCGGGUCACUAAACAGCUCGACCCGGAGCUCAACCAACAGUCACUCCUCUUUCAGAUCGAUUACCCAGAGAUCGGUGAGAAUAUCGCUCCUCGACAUCGGUUUAUGUCGGCCUACGAGCAGAAGAUAGAGCCGCCGGACCGUCGCUGGCAAUACCUGCUGUUCGCCGCCGAACCCUAUGAGACGAUUGGCUUUAAAGUGCCCUCACGUGAAGUCGACAAAACCGAAGAGAAGUUCUGGACGUUAUGGAACAAAGAGGCCAAACAGUUCUUCCUUCAGUUCGCCUUCAAAGUGGAGCCGCCGAAGGGAUCCGUCCCUAAGUUCCCGCCCGACGCACCCCCGCCUCCCCAUCAGACCAAUCCAUCACACAAUCAGAAUCAACGUAAUCCUUAUGAAAGUCACGAAACGAUGUUAUGUUUGGCCAGAAAUGUAUUGUUUAAUGACUUAAUCCGCGCCAAGAGAUUGCUGUCGUUGGGCCACAAGUGGCGGACAUUGAGUGAUAAACCGGUGGCCAAUGCGAAGGAGUCGGCGGCCGAAGACGUGAACGUGAUAUACGUGACCAAAAGCGGCGACCGGAAGGCCGUGAAGGGAACCGUUGGCCAGAAUGCCAUGUAUUUGGCACAUGAUAAUGGGGUGGACAUCGAGGGCGCGUGCGAGGCAUCGCUGGCCUGUUGCACGUGUCACGUAUACGUCAGACAAGACUUUUACGACAAACUCUCGCCGCCCACCGAAGACGAAGAGGAUAUGUUAGAUAUGGCGCCGCAGCUCAAGUCCAACUCCAGACUAAGUCCGCAACUGAUCCCACCAUAUGGUGUCCAUAUUAAUGACGUGUUUCCUCCCCUUUCAAUAGGUUGUCAAAUAAUGCUGACUCCAGAGUUGUCUGGCAUUGAAUUAACACUUCCAGCGGUGACCAGAAAUUUCUACGUCGACGGCAAGAAACCGACCCCUCAUUGA
This is a messenger RNA of Medioppia subpectinata, 1368 nucleotides long. NCBI's taxonomy places the organism in Eukaryota, Metazoa, Arthropoda, Arachnida, Sarcoptiformes, Oppiidae. The record is from the annotation of a GenBank genome assembly.